AUGCCGGCCAAGGCGAGGACGAAGACCGGAGCUCCUCCUCUGAAGUUGGCAGCAAGCUUUCCUUCCCACCUCUCUUUGGAGCAGGUGGUGAGGGGCCUGUGGGUUUUCCAUGUCCAGAGCCUCCCUGAGCUGGUUUUGGGACAUUACUUACUCAAGCUGACUCAGUCGGUCAACCAUCACAGCUGGUGUCCUCUUGAGAGGCAGCCUUGGGUGGCCAGCCGGGUGCUGAUGGAGGCUGGGGGUCUGCCCACCACCAAGGGCAGCCAGGGCUGGGGCACGGGGGGCCCUUGUGGGGGUUGCCGACACCGGGAUCUGGACCUGGGCGCUGUGAGGUCAGUGCUGCUUGUGAAGCUCCCCAUUCCGGUUUCUGAGUCCUCGCUCCUGCCCGUAGGCUCCGAUGAGCAGUGUGAGGUGCUGGGAAGCGCUGGCCACACUCUUCCACGCACAGUUUGUUGGACUCUUAAGAUUAACACCUUGUUAUCAUUAUGCCAAGAUCCAAAUUUGUUAAACCCGAUCCGUGAAAUCGUGCAGAGUGUGGUGUACCAUGAAGAAUCCCCACUGCAGUACCAAACAUCCUACCUGCAAAGUUUUGGUUUUAAUGGCUUGUGGCGGUUUGCAGGACCCUUUUCAAAGCAAACACAAAUCCAAGACUAUGCUGAGCUUAUUGUUAAGUUUCUUGAUGCCUUGAUUGACACAUACUUGCCUGGAAUUGAUGAAGAAACCACUGAAGAGUCCCUCCUGACACCCACAUCUCCUCACCCCCCUGCACUGCAGAGCCAGCUUAGUAUCACUGCCAACCUUAACGUCUCUAAUUCCAUGACCUCACUUGCAACUUCCCAGCAUUCCCCAGGAAUCGACAAGGAGAAUGUUGAACUUUCCCCUACCACUGGCCACUGUAAUAGUGGACGAACUCGCCAUGGAUCCGCAAGCCAAGUGCAGAAGCAAAGUGCUGGCAGUUUCAAAUGUAAUAGCAUUAACAAGAUCAUGUGAAGCUUCCUUUCUUUCAGCUUUCAAACCAGCAUAACGUGGGCUCUUCACUAGUGACCCUGCCUGAACUGUGCCCUGUCCCCACGUGUUGCAGCACUGCACUUCGUGUUUUAUAAGGGACUCACCUAGUCUGCCAUGUCGCCAAAUGACCAACUCUCAGAAGCGUUGCCUAAGUUUAAUGCUGCUUUCCCUCCUUCUUUUCCUUCUACUUUCGGUGUGUAUCUGGUAUAAGCAAGUGUUUGGAACAGCUACAAAGGAAGUGGGAGGUGAGGAAACUUGAACUGAGAACGUCCCUGUUCUGUGAGCCGAUGAAUUCUUGAACACUGCUACUACUGGCCAGCUGUGAGAGCCAUUUGCACAGAGCCCUGCCUUGUUUGUUUUUCUCUUCAUCAUACUAAGUAAAAUUGUAAUCUUACUUGCACACUUUUCAAGAUAGAAGUUUAUGGAAUAGUAAGAAAUAUUAUAACCCCAGUAACGUUUAAUCUGACUUUUAGCUGUGGACUUUUUUUUACCUUAGAAACGAAGGAACCACAGAGGUCAUACCUUAGGGACUUCACACCAUAAAGCCACAGGCAAGGUACUUUGGGGGUGGGAAGUACUAGGAUUUUGUAGUAGACUCCUAAGAAAUACUAACAUUUGAGGAUUAGCAAUAAUUAUGGGAACAUAAACCUGACCACGUAUAUCUUAACAGUACUGAAUUAAAGCUAUAGGUUCUGAGGCCUUAUCCAAACUCACUCAUCUACACUAGUUUCUUUCUCCAGUUGAUUUUCAUUUAAUCUUUAAAUAUGCUAACAGUGUUGCUCUUUUAUUUAUUUAUUUUUUUUGUUUUUGUUUUUGUAAGCCAAAACUGUAUUAAGCAUAGUGAUUAUGUUUGUUUGUUUGUUUGUUUGUUUGUUCUUCUUCUUUCCAAAUAAUUCCAAGAAGGGUAAUUAGAAAAAAAAAUGUUAAAAAUUGGUCCUGAAAGGUAAUUUUCAUAAAUGUUUGCAUUAGCUGCAUAGCAAAAUGGAAAUGGUAUGCAAUUUUUAGAGUAGCUGUUUUUUGUUAAAUAAUUUCCAAGCAACAGUGUGCUAUAUUGUAUGUGGUCAUAAAUUUCUUUGACAAGAUGUAUUUAAAAACCCUUUAAU
Molecule: messenger RNA, 2111 nt
Organism: Cavia porcellus (domestic guinea pig)
Lineage: Eukaryota; Metazoa; Chordata; Mammalia; Rodentia; Caviidae
Product: neurofibromin-like
Exons: 6
Coding region: 1-990 (329 amino acids)
Source: RefSeq, a predicted model, not a curated record